Mytilinidion resinicola is the source of this 2225-nucleotide messenger RNA. Its product is annotated as sulfate adenylyltransferase. Lineage: Eukaryota; Fungi; Ascomycota; Dothideomycetes; Mytilinidiales; Mytilinidiaceae. Bases 262 to 1983 code for a protein of 573 amino acids. Gene Ontology annotation, molecular function: sulfate adenylyltransferase (ATP) activity; adenylylsulfate kinase activity; ATP binding. Gene Ontology annotation, biological process: sulfur amino acid metabolic process. The record is from RefSeq and is a predicted model, not a curated record. Gene Ontology annotation, cellular component: cytoplasm. The transcript has 6 exons.
UCCCAAAGCGCACCCCGACAAUCGAAUCUCGUCCAAACGGGCCUUCAUACGCGGUUUUCUCGAAACGGACAAGGAUCCUCGGUGGAUGACGUGCGCGGCAGACGAACGCCUCUAGCCACCGCUGACUAGGACGCGAAUUGAUUGCCCGCGAGUUCUCGAGAGACUUCAUACAAAGCCAUUGAGGCCCCAAAACAGCAUAUCCUCAUUCCAAACCUCACCUCUCUCUCCUCCUACACCCAAACUCCCGAAAUCUCUUGAACGAUGGCCAACCCACCCCAUGGCGGUGUUCUCAAGGACCUGAUUGCGCGCGAUGCGCCGAGACGAAAGGAGCUCUAUGAGGAGGCGGAAAAGCUGCCGGCGAUUGUCUUGACGGAGCGGCAGUUGUGCGAUUUGGAGUUGAUUCUGAAUGGGGGGUUCAGUCCGCUAGAAGGCUUCAUGAGCGAGAAAGACUAUGAUGGUGUUGUCGCAGAAAACCGUCUCGCGGACGGCAACCUCUUCAGCAUCCCCAUCUGCCUCGACCUCUCCCAAGAAACCAUCAACGAGACCGGCGUCAAGCCCGGCGCCCGCGUCGCCCUCCGUGAUUUCCGUGACGACCGCAACCUCGCCAUCAUAACCGUCGAGGACGUCUACAAGCCUGACAAAGCCAAGGAGGCCAAGGAGGUCUUUGGCGGCGAUGAGGAGCACCCAGCUGUCAAGUACCUGAAUGAGACGGUGAAGGAGUUCUAUGUCGGCGGCAAGAUCGAUGCGAUUGACCGGCUGAUGCACUACGACUAUGUUGCGUUGCGAUACUCCCCCGCCGAACUCCGCCUCCACUUCGACAAACUCGGCUGGUCGCGUGUAGUCGCUUUCCAGACCCGCAACCCCAUGCACCGCGCUCAUCGCGAACUGACCGUCCGCGCCGCCCGCGCCCGCCAGGCAAACGUCCUCAUCCACCCCGUCGUCGGCCUCACCAAGCCCGGCGACAUCGACCACUUCACCCGCGUGCGCGUCUACCAAGCCCUGCUCCCCCGCUACCCGAACGGCAUGGCCGUGCUGGGUCUCCUACCCCUCGCCAUGCGCAUGGGCGGACCGCGAGAAGCGCUCUGGCACGCCAUCAUCCGCAAGAACCACGGCGCUACCCACUUCAUUGUGGGCCGCGACCACGCUGGACCGGGGAAGAACAGCAAGGGCGUGGAUUUCUACGGGCCGUACGACGCGCAGCACAUUGUGGAGAAGUACCGGGAUGAGCUGGGGAUCGAGGUCGUGCCGUUCCAGCAGAUGACGUAUCUGCCGGAUAGCGAUGAAUAUAAGCCCAAGGAUGAGGUGGCGCAGGGGGUUAGGACGCUGGAUAUCAGCGGGACGGAACUCCGCAAACGCCUCCGCACCGGCGCCGAAAUCCCCGAGUGGUUCUCCUACCCCGAAGUCGUGCGCGUACUCCGCGAAUCCCACCCGCCGCGCUCCUCGCAAGGCUUCACCGUCUUUCUCACCGGCUACCAAAACAGCGGCAAAGACGCCAUCGCGCGCGCUCUCAACGUGACGCUCAACCAGCAAGGCGGCCGCUCCGUGUCGCUGCUCCUCGGCGACACGGUGCGCCACGAGCUCUCCUCGGAGCUGGGCUUCUCGCGCUCCGACCGCGACAAGAACAUCGGCCGCAUCGCCUUCGUGGCCUCGGAGCUCACCAAAGCGGGCGCGGCCGUCAUCGCGGCGCCCAUCGCGCCGUUCGAGCAGCCGCGGCGCCAGGCGCGCGAGCUCGUCGAGAAGUAUGGCAGCUUCUUCCUCGUGCAUGUGGCGACGCCGCUGGCGUACUGCGAGGCGACGGAUAGGCGGGGGAUUUAUGCGCGCGCGAGGCGCGGCGAGAUCAAGGGGUUUACGGGCGUGGAUGAUCCGUAUGAGGAGCCGCAGAGGGCGGAUUUGGUGGUGGAUGCGCAGACGACGAAUGUGCGGACCAUUGUGCAUCAGAUUGUGCUGUUGCUCGAGGCGGAGGGGUUGUUGGGGCAGAUAUAGGGGGUUUGGAAAUGAGGGGUUAGGAGAAGGGGGGAAGGGGAGUGAGGGGAUGAAAGGCACGGUAUGGGAUGCGGUCGAUUGCCGAGGAUGCCUUUGAUUCCCUUCGAUUUAAGCACUGAAUAGAUGGAUAGAUGGAUGGAUGAAUGGGCUUUCUCCUCCACCUUUUUCGGAUUAUCAAAAAUUAGAGCUCCCCGAUAGACAUUACACACCGUUUCCGAAACCAUGAAAUGACAACUUUGCUC